GUUCCAGAUUUACAGUUACUACAUUCUUUAGUGUCAUACCUUAGUGCGGCUAAAGCUUUAUUAGUACUAUAUCGUUAUGGGUCGGAAAUCGCAGUCGAAACAAAGUUCAAAGAAGAAUGGGGGGAAAGAAAAUAAUAAAUUUCUUCAACAAAAGAGAAAGGAAUUAGUUCUUCUUGUCGAUAAACUGUUAAAGCUGACGAGUACUUUUCAGGCCACCUCCACCGUGGCUAAAAGUUGGGAGCAUCACUUAGAAAUCGAGGUGAUUUUGCAGGAGGUUAGAAACAUUGAAGCGCCAGUUCAUAACGCGAAGCAGAAUGCACGACAGGCCUGCCUAGAAAAGUAUGUCAAGUGGCUUAAUGAGAAUGGAGCCCAAUUUGCAGGAGUAGAAAUCUGUGAAUUUAUAGGCUAUGAUCUUGGCCUGAAAGCUGUCAAGCCUUUCUCCGAAGGUUCUCUCAUCCUUAAGGUUCCCAGCAAAGUUAUGAUGACAGAGAAAGAUGCCCGUGAUUCCAGCCUGUCUGAAUUCAUUGGAAAGGAUCCGUUGUUGCAAAACAUGCCCAACAUUACUUUAGCUUUGUUCGUUUUAUUAGAGAAAAACAAUCCAGAAUCUUUUUGGAAACCCUACAUUGAUGCAUUGCCUGAUAAGUACUCCACAAUAUUGUACUUCACUCCUGAUGAAUUAGCAGAAUUAAAGCCAUCACCUGUGUUUGAAUCAUCGUUAAAACUGUACAGAAGUAUAGCAAGACAAUAUGCAUAUUUCUAUAAUAAAAUCCACACUUUGGACAUUUCUGGUCUGAAGAACCUUCAAGAUUUAUUCACUUUUGACAACUACAGAUGGGCUGUAUCAACUGUGAUGACUCGACAGAACAACAUCCAAAUGUCGAACGCGGACAUCACAGCUUUCAUUCCGCUGUGGGAUAUGUGCAACCACGAACACGGCAAAAUAACAACAGAAUACAACAAGGAGUUAAAUCAAGGCGAGUGCUACGCGCUACGUGAUUUCCAGCCCGGCGAGCAGAUUUUCAUAUUCUACGGAGCGAGACCGAACGCUGAUCUUUUCUUACAUAAUGGUUUUGUAUAUCCCCACAACCAGCACGAUAGCCUUUCUUUGGCGCUUGGCGUGAGCUCAAGCGAUCCCCUCCGAGACACCAAACUCGCUCUAUUAAGCAAGCUAGGACUAGCUGCUGUCACGCACUACAAUCUGUAUAGAGGGGACAACCCUAUCAGUCCAGAAUUGCUGGCCUUCAUUAGGAUAUUUAAUAUGAACCAGGAGGAGCUAACAAAAUGGUCAAGCCAGGGCAUGCCGGGAGACUUAGUAUCGUCCGAACCAACAAACUCAGACGCAGUCGGCGCCGCAGUUGACCACAAGGCGUACAAAUAUCUGUUCACGAGAUGUGGGCUGCUCAAAGCUGCCUAUAAGAAGAGCAGUGAGGAUGAACCCGACUCCUUGCAUAGGAGAAACAUAAAAUUACUUAAAGAAUGCGAAGUACAAAUAUUAGAGGGUGCCAUACAUUAUUUGGAGAGUAUACUGCAGAAACUAUCCACCGAAUAGUAACUACAUAGAUGAUUACAUCAUUUGAAAUCAUUUUUUAAAAUUAUGUUAAUUUAAAAAAUAAGAACAAAUCGUGACAGUAUUCAUUGAUGGCAUUCAUUGAAAAGACUCCAUUCAUUUUUUGUGACUCGAAUUCCGCUGUUUAUAUAUAUAAUCUAAUAUGUAUUUAUUACAUAAUAUGCGAUCAGUCGCGUAUCAGAAUACGCAACUCUAUACAGAAAGUUGCCAUAUUUAUUUAAAAUUUUACAAAUUAAAGUUAAUGAUCUUUUUUAAAUAUUUUCUAAAACUUUACAGAGCC
Molecule: messenger RNA, 1847 nt
Organism: Hyposmocoma kahamanoa
Lineage: Eukaryota; Metazoa; Arthropoda; Insecta; Lepidoptera; Cosmopterigidae
Gene: Setd3
Product: histone-lysine N-methyltransferase setd3
Exons: 9
Coding region: 77-1549 (490 amino acids)
Biological process (GO): peptidyl-lysine dimethylation; positive regulation of transcription by RNA polymerase II; peptidyl-lysine trimethylation
Molecular function (GO): histone H3K36 methyltransferase activity; histone H3K4 methyltransferase activity; protein binding
Source: RefSeq, a predicted model, not a curated record